AUUCCCGAAAAAAGAUCAGAUAAAUGAGAAAGCAAUGCAGGUUUUUUUUCCCAGAAGAGAAACCAAUGAUACGUUGAUCAAAUACAAUAUUAUAUUGAUUUAACAAAAUGAUGUUAAGCUUCUCUCCCUCUACAUCUUGAAGUCAUCGAUCAUUGGUCUUUCAGUGAUAGAGCAUAUCGAGACAGGAAUUAUCAUUGAGCCAUUUCAUCUUAUUCCCCCUUCCCCUUUUUCAAAAACCCAAACCCAAACACAUUUCAAUGCCGAAAUCUAAUCUUCACGUCAUGGGUGAUCUUAUGAUGCUCAGUAUUUAUAUAUACUAAACUUCCAUCACUCGAUCAAUAAUAAAGCAGGCGGAUUAGACAAAGAUUUUUUAUGUUGAACUCAACUGGAGCGUAGAAGGGGUGGAAUCACCGGCAUGAUCAACUUCAACCUUGUUGAACCAUACGUCUCUUGCGACAGUCACAGCUUCUUCCGGUGAAGCAAAAAGCAAUCGAAUACCAACGAAGUCCUUCUCUUAAGAGCUCAAUUCCAAUGCUUUUCUUCUCUCUCCCUCUCCCCACCCCACACUUUCUGUGUGAGAAAGGGGAGCUGUUAGCAGAAAGGUGCUAUUGAGGUUAUCUUCUUUCGGAAAUGGAAUUGUUGUAUUACGAGCUUUAUCGUGUCGACUGUUGCCGCCGUAAAAAGCACUCUAGUGAUAUUACGAAAAACCCUAUAUAUAUAUAUAUAUAUGGCAGCAUGAGUUUCACCCCAGUGGUGAAAGGCUGAAAGCCACCAAGCUUAUCAGGAAUCAGCAUAAUUAUUCCGUUGAUUUCUAGUAUCACACAGCACUUCACGGCAAAUCACCAUGGCUCCACUGACUUCAACCAAACCCGACGAGGACCAGGUUCUGGUUGAAGAGAGGUCUUCUGCAAGAAUAUUGACAUUGAAUAGACCUAGGCAAUUGAACGCCCUUUCAUUUCAAAUGGUUUCUCGGUUGUUGGAACUUUUCAUUGCCUAUGAGGAGGAUUCAAAUGUCAAGUUGGUAAUUGUGAAGGGAAAGGGGAGAGCAUUUUGUGCUGGUGGUGAUGUUGCAGCUGUGGUUCAUGAUUGUAGUAAAGGUGACUGGAGAUCAGGUGCAAAUUAUUUUCGGAAGGAAUUCCUCUUAAAUUACAUCAUGGCAACCCAUUGUAAACCCCAGGUUUCAAUUCUUAACGGAAUUGUGAUGGGAGGUGGAGCCGGUGCUUCAAUUCAUGGUAGAUUUCGGGUUGCAACAGAGAAGUCGGUCUUUGCAAUGCCAGAAACAGGUUUGGGACUCUUCCCAGAUGUAGGUGCCUCUUAUUUCUUGUCCAGACUCCAAGGAUUCUUUGGAGAAUAUGUGGGUCUUACCAGCGCUAGGUUGGAUGGUGCUGAAAUGCUUGCGUGUGGCCUUGCAACUCACUUUGUCCCCUCAAUGAGAUUGUCUCUGUUGGAAGAGGCACUGCACAAGUUAGAUUCAAGUGAUCCAGCCAUUGUUUCUGCAACCAUUGACAAAUACUCACAGCAACCUUAUUUGAAAGAGCAAAGUGCAUAUCACAGAUUGGAUCUAAUUGAUAGGUGCUUCUCUCGAAGAACACUCGAAGAUAUUUUAUCUGCCCUUGGGAGAGAGGCAUUGAAUAAGAAUGAUGAUUGGAUAUCUGCAACAAUUAAGUCACUGAAGCAAGCAUCUCCAAUGAGCCUUAAGGUUUCUCUGAGAUCGAUUAGACAAGGAAGGCUCCAGGGUGUUGGUCAAUGCCUUGUUCGUGAGUAUAGAAUGGUUUGUCAUAUCCUACAAGGGAAAGUCAGCCGGGAUUUCUUUGAGGGCUGUAGAGCUAUACUGUUGGACAAGGAUAAGAACCCAAAGUGGGAGCCCUCUAAGUUGGAGCUUGUUAGUGAGGAUAUGGUCGACUCAUACUUCUCUAUGUUGGAUGGUGAAGAUUGGGAAGAUUUGAAGUUCCCCGCAAGAUCCAAUUUGCCUGUACCUGCCAUUGCAAAGCUUUAAUGCAUCAAGAUGAAAAAAAACGGGGGAAAUUGUUAUAAUCUUCUCUUUUCUAGCUAGUUUUUGCCAUUUCAAAAGGAUUCAGGGGCCUAUACUUGAAGGAAAGUUGCACCAUAAGCGAUACUCCCAACCCAAUACGAUCCAGAUUGUUUGCUUACUCCAAACUGGAUCAAGAUUCCUUAAUUGUCCAAUUAAUAUUGUAGAUGUUUAAGAUCUUAACUUGCGGAGAUUUGCAUGGGUAAAGUUUCAAACUACCAACUUCUUUAAUAAAGUCAAUUUUCAUAGUUA
Messenger RNA from Carya illinoinensis, 2281 nucleotides. Its product is annotated as 3-hydroxyisobutyryl-CoA hydrolase 1-like. The transcript has 14 exons. The record is from RefSeq and is a predicted model, not a curated record. Gene Ontology annotation, biological process: L-valine catabolic process. Gene Ontology annotation, molecular function: 3-hydroxyisobutyryl-CoA hydrolase activity. The coding region runs from base 845 to 1996 and encodes 383 amino acids. Lineage: Eukaryota; Viridiplantae; Streptophyta; Magnoliopsida; Fagales; Juglandaceae.